AUGGCCGACGAAAAGUACGACUACGGCACCGAACGUCGCGAUGAUCCGCCUCCGGACUACAUCGACGAGGCGGAGAAGAUGGGCAUUGUCAAGUACUUCGCUACCCGAUUCUCUUCGCUGAAGCCGCCCAUGGAGAAGCUGGAGAACCCAAUCACACUGCUGCGAAUGCUCAACAAGAAACAAUGGCUGUUCUUCUCCUGUGCAUUCAUCGCUUGGACAUGGGACGCUUUCGACUUCUUCACUGUUUCAUUGACUGUUACCGACCUGGCCGAGACGUUCAACAGAUCCAAGACCGAUAUCACAUGGGGCAUUACGCUCGUGCUGAUGUUCCGUUCCGUCGGCGCAAUCAUCUUUGGUCUUGCUUCGGAUCGAUAUGGUCGCAAAUGGCCUUUCGUUGCCAACAAUAUCUUGUUCAUUGCUCUCGAACUCGGUACUGGUUUCUGCAAUACCUACGAGCAGUUCUUGGCUGUACGAGCACUCUUUGGCAUUGCCAUGGGCGGUCUGUACGGUAACGUGGCAGCAAUGGCUCUCGAGGAUUGUCCAGAGAAGGCCAGAGGUAUCAUUUCUGGAAUGCUUCAGCAAGGGUAUGCGUUUGGAUAUCUCCUGGCGACCGUCUUUGCACGUGCUUUGGUCAACACAACAUCGGAGGGCUGGCGUCCACUUUAUUGGUUUGGUGGCGCUGUCCCAGUUCUGAUCAUCACAUUCCGACUUUUCCUAGGCGAGACCGACGCUUACAACGAGCGAGUUCGAAUUCGAGAAGUCCACGACAACGUCGGCAAGACCUUUAUGAAUGAAGGAAAGGUCGCUUUGAAGAGGCACUGGAUUCUCCUCAUCUACAUGGUCCUCUUGAUGGCGGGCUUCAACUUCAUGUCGCACGGCUCGCAGGAUCUCUACCCAACUAUGCUUGAGAAUCAAUACGACUUCUCCGCCAACGCUGUGACCGUUACACAGGUUGUAGCCAAUUUGGGUGCCAUUGCAGGUGGCACGACCAUCGGGUACCUCUCCCAGGCGUUCGGCCGACGCUUCAGCAUCAUCGUCAUCUCUGUCAUCGGUGGAGCGCUCCUGUACCCAUACUCAUUCGUUCCCAACGAGAAGAUCAUGGCGGCCGCAUUUUUCGAGCAGUUCUGCGUGCAGGGAGCCUGGGGUGUGAUCCCAAUCCACUUGAUGGAGUUGAGUCCUGGAAGCUUGCGAGCUUUCGUUGUGGGUACCGCAUACCAGCUUGGUAACCUUGUUUCGUCUGCCAGUUCGACUAUCGAGGCUACCAUUGGUGAGCGAUUCCCGCUGCCAGACAAAGUCGAAGAUGGGAAGACGGUGAAAAGGUACCAGUACGGCAAAGUGAUCUGCAUCUUCAUGGGCUGCGUCUACGCCUAUGUUAUCCUGCUCACUUUCCUUGGCCCUGAACGCAGGGGUCGUUCAAUGGCUGCCCAUGCAGACCACGAUCUGGCGGAGGCUGCCGGCCUCGACGCAAUGGAGAACGCAAAGCAUGGUGCUACGUAUCGCGAGGACUCUGAGGUCGAUGACCAUCAGAUUCGCAGCGUUGCGUGA
Molecule: messenger RNA, 1545 nt
Organism: Zasmidium cellare ATCC 36951
Lineage: Eukaryota; Fungi; Ascomycota; Dothideomycetes; Mycosphaerellales; Mycosphaerellaceae
Exons: 3
Coding region: 1-1545 (514 amino acids)
Biological process (GO): plasma membrane lactate transport
Cellular component (GO): plasma membrane
Molecular function (GO): secondary active monocarboxylate transmembrane transporter activity
Source: RefSeq, a predicted model, not a curated record